This is a messenger RNA of Acipenser ruthenus (sterlet), 4715 nucleotides long. RefSeq names its product up-regulator of cell proliferation-like. The record is from RefSeq and is a predicted model, not a curated record. Bases 183 to 4277 code for a protein of 1364 amino acids. Gene Ontology annotation, molecular function: GTP binding; GTPase activity. The transcript has 4 exons. Lineage: Eukaryota; Metazoa; Chordata; Actinopteri; Acipenseriformes; Acipenseridae.
CUGAUUAAUGACACUGGCCUCUGCCCUACUGUCCUGGCUGAGAAAUCCUGGAUCCAUCUGAACCAAGAUGGAUAAACUGUCAAAGAUGAUUUAGAAGAGGGUCCAGAAACCAGCCAGGGACGCAUCUCUAAAAGACGUUGAGCAAAAACAUUCAGCCACUCAACUGAAAAACAGGACCAGUGAUGGAUAACAGGAUCGCCGGUGUGGCGCUAAAGACCGCCGACCCCUUGGCUGUUCUUCGGAAGCAGAAGGCCACGCUCAUUGCAGUCCUGAUCACUGACCCGAGCCACGUCCUGCAGCACGCCCACUCGAAAGAGCUCAUCCCUGAUCGGACGUACUUCAAAAUCAAGGAAAAGGAAGACCCCUCUGAGAAGAUUGUGGACCUCGUGGACUACAUUAUCAGCAGCAGCAGUGACAAGGCUCAGGAGUUCUUGGAUUUGCUCAGUAGUCUCCGCAGGGAUUAUCCCAAUUUACCUGUGGAACUCGAAAGCUCUCCCUCCCCCAUCCCUGACUCACCGGGUGGCAAUGCGGGGGUUCAGACGGGGAGCCCCAAAAAGGACUCUGAAGAAAGCGGUCAAUCAGCCGGCUCAGGGGACGCCGUUCCCCAAAAUCAAACACGCGAAGCCACACCCACAGGAGAAGGUCUACAGGAAUUGCUGUUGCAAUUAGGACUAGAAAGAAACCUAGCAAGCAAACUCACUUUAAGCGCAGUCCUUGAGAUUGGCACAGAGAGUGUAACAGAAGAACCGAUCCGGUCUCUAACAGAUCUGCCUCGGGGUUUUCUGAAAACCCUGAUGAUGAUGAGUGUGAAAGCAAGAAGUACCAGACGUCGAGCUCCUAAACUAGACGUGAAAUCAUCAUCAUCUUCUUUUAAUAUUGAUGAUAUUAUAGGUGGCAAUCGUGGUGACCUAAUCAAUCCGCUGGAUCUCAUCACAGCUCUCUUUCUGUGCGCUGACAGCUUCCUGCAGCAGGAAAUGAUGUCAAAAAUGUCGAUGUGCCAGUUUGCUGUACCUCUCUUGCUCCCUGACUGUAGCACCAAUCAGUGUACAUUAAUGCUGUGGGCCAUGAGAGACAUUGUGAAGAAGUGGAGGCCCCACUCACUAGCAGAGACGAGAGGGUUUGUGGAAGACAGUAUAGUCUACACUGCCAUGCCAAUGAUCUCUUUUGUCAGGCUGGGCGACUGCAGUCUGUCCAAAUCACAGAUUCUGAAUCAGGUUCUCAGUAACCCCCAGCAGCACCAUGAUUUCUUCAUCCAUCGCGAUAUGGAGUGUGGGGAUGUUGCUCGGAGAAUUUCAGAUGGUAUAGUUGAGAUCAGCUGGUACCUUCCUUGUGGAAAAAAUAAUUUAGACAUCUUUCCUGAAGCAGUAUCCAUUGCUAACCUUCGUGGAGACGUUGGUUCCUUUCCAACGCAGUUAUGUUUUCUAAAACAAUCAUCAUGCGCGGUCUUCGUAUUCUUCAGUAACCUUGGAGAAGAGGAGUACAAGUUACUGGCCUCCUUUGCAACUGUGAAAGACAGACUGUUUUUGGUUUUUAACUCUCAGGGUAAACCACAGCAGGAAACCCUGAAACACAUGGACAAAUUGAAAUCAGAGUUACAGUUAGAAAAAAGACAGUUCUUGGUUAAGAACAGACAGAUCAAUGAUGCAGACUUUGUGAAGAACCUGCACUCUACAGUGGAAAGCAUCAUACAAAAUAAGCCACAUAAAAUUAAAAUAAAAGCCAUGUCUUUUGUAGCAAAGGGAUUGAAGAUUGCUAUAGAUGAAGAGAGCCUUGAAUGUCAGACAGGAAAACAAUGUGCUAAAGAGAUCACAACCAGAAUAGACAACGUUCUGCAAUUUAAGAAGAAACAGCUACCAUUGCAAGGUGAAGACUGGAAGAAACUGUCCGAGUUGGAGAAAGAGCAGUGCAGGCUGCGAAAGGCAGGAGACCAGCCUAUUGAAAAGUAUAAGCACCAGCUCCAAAGAGAAAAAGAGGAACUGCAAGAAAAACAAAACAAGCAUGGUAUAACUGAAGCAAUGAGCUGUUUCAUAUCUGCCAUAUCGCGCCCAAACAAACUAGAGAGGUCCUUUUUUCUCAAGUGGAUGAGGCUGAAAUUGGACGAUAUAGCACGAGAAAACCUUUCUGAUCUCCGUGAUCAAUACAAAGAACAAUGUGGUGCGGGUCAGGUAACUGGAGACAAAAAGAAAAAUACUAAGUUGGAUCAGCUGAUAUCAAACAGCUCUUUAGGAGUUGAGAAUUUCAUGCGUGAAAUCGGACAGAUUUAUGAAGCAGCGUGCUCCCUUCCCGACGACCCUGAAUCUCAUCAGCAAUUUAAAACGCUUCCCAGCAUUGUGGCUGAUCUGCUGUUGGAUGGCUUCCCUCUUGAGCUGGUGGAUGGAGAUGCAUCAAAUAUCCCUGUAAGGUGGGUGACUGAUGUUCUAACAGAGCUCCAUGAGAAAGUCCAACACACGAGCAGGGUGCUGGUUGUAACAGUGUUGGGAGUCCAAAGCACUGGGAAGUCUACCCUCCUCAACACGAUGUUUGGGGUUCAGUUUGCAGUUAGCAGUGGCAGAUGCACGAGAGGAGCCUUCAUGCUGUUAAUCAGAGUCAAAGAGAAUCUCAAAGAAAAGCUGAACUGUGAUUUCAUUCUGUUAAUUGACACAGAAGGUCUCAAAUCUCCAGAACUGGCACAACUAAAAGACAGCUACGAACAUGACAAUGAGCUUGCAACACUGGUGACUGGACUCAGUGAUAUUACAAUAAUAAACAUUGCAAUGGAGAACUCCACAGAGAUGAAGGAUAUCCUACAGAACGUGGUGCACGCCUUUCUUAGAAUGAAAGAAGUUUGGAAGAAACCGAAAUUUCACUUUGUGCACCAGAAUGUGUGGGAUAUGUCUGCUCAUGACAACAAUGCAAGAGAUAGGAAAAAGCUUCUAGAACAGUUGAAUGAGACGACGCAGGCAGCUGUCAGGAUGGAACAGCUAGAUCCCAACAUUAAACUAACAGAUGUUGUGGACUAUGAUCCUGAGCAUAGUCACUGGUACAUCCCUUGCCUGUGGCAUGGCAUUCCACCAAUGGCACCAGUGAACAGCGGCUACAGCGAAACUGUGUAUGAGUUCAAGAAGAGCUUGAUUGAGGAGUUAAAAAGCUGCCACAGACUUAAAAUCAUUGAGUUCCAGAUACGGGUGAUGGACUUGUGGCGUGAUCUUAAAUAUGAAACAUUCAGCGUCAGAAAUAGUCGGGUGGCUGAGGUUUACAGUAACCUGUGUGUUGAAUAUGGGAAUUGGGAAUGGGACUUCCAAAAGCACAUGUACAACUGGCUGGCAACUGCUGAGACAAGGAUUUCAAAAACCAAAAACCAGACCUCAAACCUUGAGGAGUUUCUCAGCAUCUUACAAAAUGAGGUAAUUAGAGAACUGACAUCACAAGUAAAAACAACUCUGGAGAAAUUGACUGAAUACUGUGAAAGGAAGGACGGACAUGAUCAUCUUGUAGAAAGCUACAGAGCAACCUUUGAGAACAGCAUUGAAACUCUCAGGCUUGAAACAGCAAAUUAUUUGACAAACAAGUUGACAGCAGCUAUUGGCUUCCAAAAAGAAAUGAAAAAGGUGUGUGAUGUCAGUGAAAAGUAUAAAGCAACAUUAGAGGAAAGAGUAUUGCAACUGCUAGGAGAGUGUAGGGAAAGAAAUGAGGAUUUAUCUGAUGAGCAGCUGAGAAACGAAUUUGAUAAGAUGUGGAUAGAGACAGUGUCUGCACUGAACUUUAAAGGUUUAGAGAAGCGAGAUAUUGUAUCAAAUGUUUUCCAUCAGUUGAGAAGACAGUUAAACAGACAUGUGGGUUUAGUUCACAUGGUGUUAAAUAAGGCCACUGAUUUGACUGAAUAUGGAGAAACACAGUUUAAUGUAACUUAUUCUCACUUUUAUCGUGUAUUGUACCCGAAAUUAUUUACUUACAAGUUCAAGCAAGCACAACACAAGGAGAAAGCCAAGAAGUUGGUGAAAUCUAUAACAGAACAGGGCAGGGAGUUUAUAACACUCAAAAAAAACAGUAAAACUGACUACCACGAAACCUACACCAUAGUGCUGUUAGAAAUGAUAGAUGACAAGCUGAAGGAAAAUGAGAAGCUGAAGACCAACGCCCAGUUUGAAGUUGAUCUGAAGAUGCACAUCUGUGGGUUUGCUGCCAGGGAAUUCCAACAGAUGCACGAAGAUUUCAUUGAUGUCAACGACCCGCUGAAACAUCUGGAAAAGUUCAGACUGCAGUACUGUUCUGACUUCAUAGACCUUUACCACAAGUAGGAUCAGAGCCUCAAGAAGGCUGAGGAAUUCACUGAGCGCCGCAUCAAGCUUACAGCGAGGGACUUUGUCAACAAAAUCCUUGAGUUACAGAUUGUGAAUGAAAUGCUGGCUGGUGAAAACUACCUGUAACAAUUUGUUCAUCACUUGUACACAGUAAUCAGACAUUUAAGAAUAGUGACACCGAAGGGAAGAGGCAUCCCUAUAAAGACUAUCGGAGAUUCUACCCUGACUGCUCCAGAGCCCAGCAUGGAAGCCUCUGACUACUGAAAGUACAUGCUGAGAGUUUGCAAAAGAGUUUGAUGCAGAAAGGCACAAGCACUGAAGAGUGUAAAUUAGCUGUUUAACAUGAAGUAAAAAAAGCAGAAGCUGUGAUCUACAAUGCAACAGCGCUAAAAGCAUUCUAAAAAAAUAAUCACCCUGGGUGUAGCCUUGGAACAG